Necator americanus (New World hookworm) is the source of this 1518-nucleotide messenger RNA. RefSeq lists its product as uncharacterized. Gene Ontology annotation, cellular component: plasma membrane. The transcript is spliced from 13 exons. NCBI's taxonomy places the organism in Eukaryota, Metazoa, Nematoda, Chromadorea, Rhabditida, Ancylostomatidae. The record is from RefSeq and is a predicted model, not a curated record. Gene Ontology annotation, biological process: regulation of intracellular pH; proton transmembrane transport; potassium ion transmembrane transport. Bases 1 to 1518 code for a protein of 505 amino acids. Gene Ontology annotation, molecular function: sodium:proton antiporter activity; potassium:proton antiporter activity.
AUGUUUUCAUCUCUACAUUGGCAUGACGUCAACACUCCACUUCUCAUUUCAGCUUGGUUAUUCUUCAUUAUAAUGGCUAGAAUCCUUUUCCAUCGAUCACAUGUGUUGGCGAAAAUUUUCCCCGAAUCUGCUCUAUUGAUUGUUCUCGGAUUAAUUGUUGGAUUGAUACUGGACGAAUUAUGGGUGUUAGAUAUAUAUUUACAUCCAGAUUUAUUCUUCCUCUAUCUCUUGCCUCCAAUAGCACUUGAUGCUGGAUACUUUCUGCCGAACAACGCAUUCUUCCUGAAUUUUGGGACUAUCCUCCUUUACGCGGUUUUAGGAACACUAUUCAACAUUGUGACAAUUGCUAGCAUUAUCUACGCAUUUUUGCCUCUGUAUCAAUGGUCGCUACCAUUCAUCGAUAUUUUACUAUUUUCAACGUUAAUUUCUGCUGUUGAUCCGGUUGCGGUGCUUUCUGUUUUCGAGGAAAUCCAUGUGAAUCAAUUACUUUAUAUCUGUGUCUUUGGCGAAUCUUUAUUGAACGAUGCGGUGACCAUUGUAUUAUAUCAUUCACUUGCGUCAAUGGCAAAAAUUGGAAGUGAAAAUUUGAUAAGAGAGGAUUUCGUUCAUGCUUUGAUCAAUUUCGCUAUGGUUUCUACUGGUGGUGUGCUUAUUGGUCUUGUAUGGGUAUGCAUUACUGCAUUCGCAACCAAAUGGUCAUACGAUGUUCCAAUUCUACAACCAUUGGUGUGUCUUUUCUUCCCAUAUCUCUCCUACCUCAUUUCAGAAAGUGUUCACUUGUCUGGUAUUCUUGCCAUUGUCACAUGCGGUCUUUUAAUGAAACCAUACAUUUCCGGAAAUUUAGACUGCAAAGCAUUAACGACUGUAAAAUACUUCCUGAAAACGCUGUCAUCAUGUUGCGAAGCUAUGAUUUUUGUAUUUCUUGGACUUUCCACUUUCUCGAAGCAUCACUCAUGGGACCUAAUGUUCGCAAUUGUCACAGUUACAGCAUGUAUAUUUUGCAGAUUCAUAGGAGUCAUCUUGUUGACGUGGAUGGCAAAUCGGAAACGGGUACAGAAAAUUGGCCUCAUGGAUCAAGUGAUUAUGGGAUAUGGUGGGCUUCGUGGUGCUAUUUGUUAUGGAUUAGUGAUGACGUUAGAUAAAGAUGCGAUCCCCGCAAAAAAUAUGUUAGUGACCACAACAAUUGUCGUUAUAGUGGUCACUGUAUUUUUCCAGGGAACAACUAUCAAACCACUUGUACGACUUCUCAAAGUGAAAACGCAGGAACCUCAACAGAAGACUGUCACUCAACAAGUUUUAACACAUAGUGGUGACGAUAUGAUGGCAGGCGUAGAAGCAAUAAUUGGAAUGCGUGGAUCGAACUACUGGCGAAGACGACUAUCCGAGUUCAAUCAUAAUUACCUACAACCAACACUUAUGCGAUCACCUACAUCACGCGGAGAAAAAUUGAUGGAAAAAUAUUCGGCACUUUCAGCCGAAGAACAACGGUUAAGAUUGCUGGAACGAUAUGGUGUUUGA